ACCCACUUCACACCCAAUCUAUAUUAUUAUUUUCCUCCACCUCCUUCUCUUCUUCCGUUCACUGUCACUGUUCUCUCCAUUUUCCCAUUCAACAGAUCACAGACACGAAAAGCGAUUCUAUCUUCAAAAGCGCUUUUCCCUCUCUAUCUGAUUAUUCUACAAACAACAUUUACAUUACAGCUUUUUUCUCUCUGAAUUCACUCCUUUCGCUUUUCAUUUUGAAUCUCAUUCUCAGAGCAUUGUUUAUUUAUUGAAUUAUUUAUCGCUUUCAAUUCAUAAACACUGUUACACAAGAGGUUUCUUCUUUCUUUUUUUACGUUUUUUUUCGUGUUCAAUAUGCACGUGAGACGGAGAUUUUUGUGCGUUUUGAAACCGAUCGGAAAUUGGCCGGUGAUUUGAUGGAAUCGACUUCGUCGGUGUUUCACUGUUUAUCUUUUCAUGGAGCUAAUUGUUCGGCGAACUUCAUGUUUGAAUUGCAAGCUUUGGUUCGCUGUUGUUGUUGAGAUCAUUUUGAUAUUGGCAUUGGUGGAAGCUCACACUGCAAAGCCCCACGAAGACCAACUUCAAUGGGGAGGUUUGGAAAGGAAUACAAAGAACAUUGCCUCACACUCUUGCAUACAUGACCAGAUUCUUGAACAGAGGAAGCGACCUGGUCGCAAGGUUUAUUCAGUUACCCCACAGGUUUACGAGCCUGGUAGCUUGAAGCCCCUUCAGCAUAAAGGUAGAGCAAUACUUGCAGUGUCAACAUCAUUAGGGCCUCAAAAGGAUGCAAAGGAACCUAUUAGGAUAUAUUUAAAUUAUGAAGCUGUUGGCCACUCCCCUGACAGAGAUUGUCGAAAAGUUGGCGCUGUUGUCAAACUUGGAGAGCCUCCCACAACUUCUCUCCCUGAUUCCCCUUCUUGCAAUGCUCAUGGUAACCCUCCAAUUGUUGGUGAUUGUUGGUAUAACUGCACUUCUGAUGAUAUCUCAGGAGAAGACAAAAAACACCGCCUUCGCAAUGCAUUAGGUCAGACAGCUGACUGGUUUAGGAGAGCUUUAGCUGUUGAGCCUGUCAAGGGUAACUUGCGGUUAAGUGGAUAUUCUGCAUGUGGACAAGAUGGAGGCGUGCAGCUUCCUCGUGGAUAUAUCGAGGAAGGUGUCCCCGAUGCUGACUUAGUUCUUUUGGUCACUACAAGACCUACAACUGGAAAUACACUUGCUUGGGCUGUGGCAUGUGAACGGGAUCAAUGGGGCCGUGCUAUAGCUGGACACGUGAAUGUUGCUCCUCGCCAUUUGACUGCUGAGGCUGAGACUUUGCUUUCAGCUACUCUAAUACAUGAGGUUAUGCAUGUUCUUGGUUUUGACCCACAUGCCUUUGCUCAUUUUAGAGAUGAAAGGAAAAGGCGGCGUGAUCAGGUUACCGAACAAGUAAUGGAUGAAAAGCUUGGGCGGAUGGUCAAUCGAGUGGUGCUUCCGCGUGUUGUCAUGCAUUCACGAUAUCAUUAUGCGGCAUUCUCUGGAAAUUUUACUGGUUUAGAACUGGAAGAUGGGGGAGGACGUGGCACAUCAGGAUCUCACUGGGAGAAAAGGCUUCUGAUGAAUGAGAUUAUGACUGGUUCCGUGGAUACAAGAUCUGUAGUUUCAAAAAUGACUUUAGCUCUCUUAGAAGAUAGUGGAUGGUACAAAGCCAAUUAUAGCAUGGCAGACCGUCUUGAUUGGGGUCGCAACCAAGGUACUGAAUUUAUUACCUCCCCUUGCAAUCUUUGGAAGGGAGCUUAUCGUUGCAACACAACACAAUAUUCUGGCUGUACAUAUAACAGAGAGGCAGAGGGAUACUGCCCAAUCCUAACAUAUAGCGGAGACCUCCCUCAGUGGGCGCAAUAUUUUCCACAAGCUAAUAAAGGUGGACAAUCCUCAUUGGCUGAUUAUUGUACCUAUUUUGUUGCGUACUCUGAUGGGUCAUGUACAGAUACUAAUAGUGCACGAGCACCAGAUAGAAUGCUUGGUGAAGUCAGAGGAAGUAACUCCAGGUGUAUGGCCUCAUCAUUAGUGCGUACAGGAUUUGUACGAGGUUCUAUGACCCAGGGAAAUGGUUGUUAUCAGCACAGAUGUAUAAACAGUUCUUUAGAGAUUGCUGUGGAUGGCAUCUGGAAAGUGUGUCCUCGUGCUGGUGGACCCGUUUUGUUCCCUGGCUUUAAUGGUGAGUUAAUCUGCCCUGCAUAUCCAGAGCUCUGUAACUCUGACCCAGUAUCUCUGUCUGGUCAAUGUCUCAAUUCAUGUAAUUUCAAUGGAGACUGUGUUGAUGGAAGAUGCCACUGCUUUCUUGGAUUUCACGGGCAUGAUUGCAGUAGACGUUCCUGCUCCAGUAAUUGCAAUGGUAACGGCAUGUGCCUUUCCAACGGGUUUUGUGAAUGCAAAACUGGCUACACCGGCAUUGACUGUUCCACUGCUGUGUGUGAUGAGCAAUGCAGCCUUCAUGGUGGAGUUUGUGAUAAUGGAGUUUGUGAAUUCCGUUGUUCUGACUAUGCCGGAUACACAUGCCAGAACAGCUCCAUGCUCCUAUCUAGUCUCUCUGUUUGCAAAAAUGUUUUGGGAAAUGAUGUAUCUGGUCAGCAUUGUGCACCCAGCGAGCUUAGCAUAUUACAGCAGUUGGAAGAAGUGGUUGUCAUGCCGAACUACCACCGAUUAUUCCCUGGAGGUGCCAGGAAAUUAUUUAAUAUAUUUAGCAGCACCUACUGUGAUGAGGCUGCUAAACGGCUUGCUUGCUGGAUCUCAAUCCAGAAGUGUGACAAGGAUGGAGAUAACAGGCUUCGGGUUUGCCAUUCCGCAUGCCAAUCUUAUAAUAUAGCAUGUGGAGCCUCACUUGACUGCUCUGACCAAACCCUCUUCAGCAGUGAGGGUGAGGGGGAGGGUCAAUGCACCGGUUUUGGGGAGAUGAAAGUGUCGUGGUUUAAUCGCAUGAGAAACGGUUUUUCUUUGAGAAAUAGUUCCUUGAAAGGAAUGUCUGUAAGAUAUAGGAAACUUUAACCUUCGCCACCUUCUUUUAGGGGUAUUGGACUGUAAUUUUAAGUCCUUAGAAUUAGGUGGUUGCUUUCUCAUCCAAUAUUGUUUAAGAAAAAAUGGAUGAGAUUGUCGAUUUGGCUUUCGAAUAGGAGAGCCUUUUGUAGAGAAAAUUGAAAUUUAGGAAGUAGAAAGUAGAGGGGAAAGAAGAAAAAAUGAAAGAAAAAAAAAAGUUGAUAUGAUAGGGGGGUUGUUAAGCAUUGGCCGAAGGCCUUGUAAGGUAAAAAAAAGAAAAGUCACGCCUCAUUCUCUCCAUCUCUAAAUAUAUAUCUAUAGAGAUUACUAA
Molecule: messenger RNA, 3325 nt
Organism: Lathyrus oleraceus (garden pea)
Lineage: Eukaryota; Viridiplantae; Streptophyta; Magnoliopsida; Fabales; Fabaceae
Exons: 17
Coding region: 439-3006 (855 amino acids)
Biological process (GO): cell adhesion; proteolysis
Cellular component (GO): cytoplasm; membrane
Molecular function (GO): metalloendopeptidase activity
Source: RefSeq, a predicted model, not a curated record